AUGCCAAUCAAAUUUGUGGAUUUGGCGGGAGUACUGACAGUUUGUUGGGCCGUUGGGUCUGGGUCUACUUUAUCUGGAGUGGAAAUGCCAAAGAAACAAGUGGAUCAGCGUGCGAGAAAAAAUCCCUCCUUCGGUAAUGAACACACCUUCCUACCCAGUGGAUCGGGAGCCAAAAAAUUAGAACAUAAAAAGAAAAGAAAUAUGAAAACGAGAAAUGGAAACGAAAAUAGAGAAGAUGAAGGAAACAUAUCGAGACUGGACUAUGAAUUAAGUUCUUAUGGGGAUUUGUUGAUCAGAGCUAUGAAGCCAAUUCGUGGCCAGAAACAGCUCUUGAAACGCCUUUAUUCGGAUGUCAGUGAAGUAUUGGAGAAAUGUACAGUCAACGAACUCAGGCGUGCCGUUUACGAACCUUCUUUUAUUACCUCAUUGGAGGUUCUUAGCUGUUAUUCGAUGAAACUAUUCUGCAAAUCAUUUAAUUUCUUGCCAAGUAGUUCGAUUUGUAGAAAGCUGUUCGAUUUUUUCAGAAUCUUUAAGAUUGUUAAUAUUUCUUUAUCUACUCAGGGCAAAAAACUGGCAGCUCAUUUUAUUUCAAAAAUUGGUAUUGACAAAUUCUGGAUGUUGGUCAAGAAAGUGGUUACAUCCGAGAAAACCAGCAAAAUGCAAUGUGUCAGUUAUGGUGAGGUUUUAUUAUUGGCUUGGAAAAAUGCUGUGAAGGAUGGUAUCCAUACACUGCAGCAUCGGUUGGAAAGAAUUUUUAUGGACAUUGUCUAUUAUGCCUUACAGCAUCUUCACUAUAAUAAAAAAUUUAUGGCGAUGCUCGAAUCUUUCGGAAAAGCAAGAAGCAAACAGAUUGAUGCAAUGAUAUAUCGUACAUUCGAGCCGAAUUUGUGGCGUUGUCUAAAGGCGGCCAAUGAAACGGUGCGAUACAAUGCUUGCUGCUUAUUUUUGCCAUUCUAUCCAUUUGUUUCAGAUGAUGAUAUCGAAAAUGCGGAAAAUGUUAAUAUGCAACAAGGAAUAAUUAUCGAUCUUUUGAAAGACGACAGCUAUGGAAUUCGGUCUGAAGCUUGUAGACGAACAUUAUUCAUACUGAGCACUUAUUUUGACACAUUUCCUUUUGAUUUUAUCAAGCAGUGUUUGACGCAGAUUAUCGACAUUUUAUCAGUGGAUAGCAUUGUUAGUGUAAGAAUAGCAGUUUACGAAGGAAUGCGCGAUCUUUUACGUUGCGGAAGUGCUCUAAAUGCUUGUGAACGGGCCUUAAAAUGCUUAUUUGAUAACAAAGGGAUCAAUGAUCGUUGCGACCAUGUUCGACUGGUUGCGUUUGAACUACUGAAUGCAUUAGUAGGUCACCGUUUCAUCAAGCUUAGCGAAGUAGUGAAGAUGGAUCGCAUUUUGAAGGUGUUUGCGCUUGAGGAAUCUGACAUGGUUCGGAAAGAGAUUGCGAAAUUGCUGCUGCCGUUUUAUAUGAAACCAGGAUUGAGUCCAGAUGAGGUGAUCCGUCGCAUAAUUGUUAUGGGACGUGAGAGUGAAAUCGCUGCUCUAUCUUUUCAUCAUAUAGUUGUUGCUGAAAAUUUAAUGUCAGUCGAACAUGCUGUUCAACAUGAAAAAUCAUUGGUACUUGCUGUAUAUAAAACAUUGCGUUCAUUGGAAGGAAUUGAUGGUUGCGAAACAGAUGAGACGGUGUCCAUGUGCUCAGAAGCGACUAUGUGUGAAACAUUCAUUGAGCCAAUUCAAGAUGAAACAAAUGAAAAAUUCGAGCUUUGGCGUUCAUCGCAUUUGCUGCUAAAUUGUUUGGUGGUAAUGUGGCUUCCGCUACGUCUUAUUUUGGACGAUGAAAAGUAUGAGAAGGAAAAUGAAAAUCUGAGGAGACUUCUCACUAAAUUAUUCAAAUUUGCAUUUUUGCGUUAUCGAAAUACGUCGAUUUUGGAAGCAGUGAUGCAUUUGGGCAAAACUUUGGACGAUUGGAAAGAGGGAAGAGUAUUGGUAUUGCAGGAAUUAU
Acanthocheilonema viteae is the source of this 1996-nucleotide messenger RNA. The record is from the annotation of a GenBank genome assembly. Lineage: Eukaryota; Metazoa; Nematoda; Chromadorea; Rhabditida; Onchocercidae.